AUGGUUCUAUCAAAUUACACUACUGCGCUACUAUUGAACGGUCAAAUUCUCCCAUCCCAAAUUGCAGACCCAUAUAUAAUUCUGGUUAUCGGUUGGAUAAUGUUAUUGGCCUCACUUCUCGGAAUGGCUAUGAACUUUCGUGUCCUUCAAAGCUUCUGCAAACAGAAAAUGUCGAGUUUUUAUCUUAUGUGCUCUUCGAAAACUCUAUCCAACAUGUGCAUUUUAUUGGGAUACGUCGUUCAUAAUGCUCCAAUCACAAUCAUGAACAAUUUUAAUGGACCAACUUUCAUGAACACCCUUGUCAAUGAAAUGCUGAGCUAUGGAAUCUACAUUGUAGGUCCUAUAAUCCAAUUCAUGAUAUCUAUAAAUCGUCUCAUGAUUAUUAUAUUCGUAAAGCAGUCUAUGACCCAGAACAACCAAAACCUCACAAUUAUACUUUUAGCCAUAACCUGGCUGGCGGGUAUUUUAUUGACUGUGAUAACCUCUGUUGACACCUGUAAUUUGACCUACAAUCCUGAACUGUUAAACUGGUGGCAUGAUGGGUGUGGUAAUUUUGUUGGCGAUGCAGUCACUGCGUUUGUAAUUUUGUGCGCAAUUCUAUCAAAUGUUUGCAAUUUUGUAAUAGUAGUAAGAUUAUUAACCUCUAUUGUCCAGAACAAGAUACAACUGGAUUCAAGUACAGUCCGCCGGAGAAAACAAAAAUCUCGAAAACUUUUCAUUCAAAGUUGUAUUCAAGACUGGUUAUCUGCCAUUGAUAGUAUUAAUAUAACAUUUGUGGAUUCGAAUUUCGACAAGGCAAUAUUCAAAUUUCUUUUCGAUAUUUUCUCGAACCUCAUGACUCCAGUACUCGAUGGAUUUGUUAUGUUGAUAUUCAAUCAGGAGUGUGAAAACAAACAAUCUACAAUUGUUACUGUCAAAAUGAGGGAAACAACUACUCAUAAUACUGGAUCACAUAAUAAAUUUUGA
This is a messenger RNA of Caenorhabditis elegans, 966 nucleotides long. RefSeq names its product 7TM GPCR serpentine receptor class x (Srx) domain-containing protein (gene srx-102). The transcript is spliced from 6 exons. Lineage: Eukaryota; Metazoa; Nematoda; Chromadorea; Rhabditida; Rhabditidae. The record is from RefSeq and is marked reviewed. Bases 1 to 966 code for a protein of 321 amino acids.